Messenger RNA from Ficedula albicollis (Collared flycatcher), 1012 nucleotides. RefSeq names its product solute carrier family 25 member 4 (gene SLC25A4). Gene Ontology annotation, molecular function: ATP:ADP antiporter activity. Gene Ontology annotation, cellular component: mitochondrial inner membrane. NCBI's taxonomy places the organism in Eukaryota, Metazoa, Chordata, Aves, Passeriformes, Muscicapidae. The transcript has 4 exons. Bases 68 to 964 code for a protein of 298 amino acids. The record is from RefSeq and is a predicted model, not a curated record. Gene Ontology annotation, biological process: mitochondrial ATP transmembrane transport; mitochondrial ADP transmembrane transport.
CCGGCGGGGUGGGGAAGUGUCCGCUCGUUGCCUCUCUCCGGGCGGGGCUGUCGGACCGGCUCGCGGCAUGGGUGACCAAGCGCUCAGCUUCGUCAAGGACUUUCUGGCCGGCGGGAUCGCCGCCGCCGUCUCCAAGACGGCUGUCGCCCCCAUCGAGAGAGUGAAGUUGCUGCUGCAGGUCCAGCAUGCCAGCAAACAGAUCACGGCCGAUAAGCAGUACAAGGGCAUCGUGGACUGCAUAGUCCGCAUCCCCAAGGAGCAGGGCAUCGCCUCCUUCUGGAGAGGCAACUUGGCCAAUGUCAUCCGGUACUUCCCCACCCAGGCCCUUAACUUCGCCUUCAAGGACAAGUACAAGCAAAUCUUCCUGGGCGGAGUGGACAGGCACAAGCAGUUCUGGCGCUACUUCGCAGGGAACCUCGCGUCCGGGGGCGCCGCGGGAGCCACCUCCCUCUGCUUCGUCUACCCGCUGGAUUUCGCCAGGACCCGGCUGGCGGCUGAUGUGGGCAAAGGAGCCACUGAGAGGGAGUUCUCUGGCCUGGGCGACUGCAUUGUCAAGAUCUUUAAGUCUGAUGGCUUGAAGGGCCUGUACCAAGGAUUUAGUGUGUCUGUCCAGGGCAUCAUCAUCUACAGAGCAGCCUAUUUUGGGGUAUACGACACGGCCAAGGGUAUGUUGCCUGAUCCAAAGAAUGUGCACAUCGUAGUGAGCUGGAUGAUUGCCCAGAGUGUCACUGCAGUGGCAGGGCUGGUUUCUUAUCCUUUUGAUACUGUGCGACGUAGGAUGAUGAUGCAGUCUGGCCGAAAGGGAGCUGAUAUUAUGUAUAAGGGCACAAUUGAUUGCUGGAGGAAGAUAGCUAAAGAUGAAGGAUCCAAAGCGUUCUUCAAAGGUGCCUGGUCGAAUGUGUUGAGAGGCAUGGGCGGAGCUUUUGUAUUAGUACUUUAUGAUGAAAUCAAGAAGUAUGUCUAAAACUUAACAUCAUCAUGCAGUAGUUCAAUUGUUCUCAAUCAACUUUUU